This is a messenger RNA of Morchella sextelata, 606 nucleotides long. RefSeq lists its product as uncharacterized. The transcript has a single exon. The coding region runs from base 1 to 606 and encodes 201 amino acids. The record is from RefSeq and is a predicted model, not a curated record. Lineage: Eukaryota; Fungi; Ascomycota; Pezizomycetes; Pezizales; Morchellaceae. Gene Ontology annotation, molecular function: nucleic acid binding.
AUGUAUUCUGAUGAAUGCACCUUUGACACCUCUGCUCGCGGCUCAGCAUGGGUGACACGACUUCCAGGUGAACGAUUCCAUGAGGAUUGUAUUCAAUAUACUUUCAACAGUGGGCGGGGAUCUGUUCAUGUAUGGGGAGCGAUCAGUUACAAUUGGAAGUCAGAGCUAGUGUUUUUGGAUGGUACAGGUGGAAAAGGUAUUUGUGCAAAGGACUAUAUGGAACAAGUCUUGGAACCCAUAGUUGCGCCAGCCUUUAUGGGUCUGCUUGACUAUGAUGCAUCUACAGGUGGUCUAUAUGUUGAAGAUAGGGCACCAUGGCAUGGGACUAAGAAGGCACUGGUGGAAGUCAAAAAAAUACUUGAUAUCCCUCUCCAUUCUAGACCUGCUCAAUCUCCUGACCUUAACCCAAUAGAGAAUGUAUGGAGGAUUAUGAAACAGCGGAUUAAAGCAAGGUCUCAAUUUCCAAAUACUGUAAAACUGAUGGCAAAGGCAAUUCAGGAAGAGUGGGAUAGGCUGGAGUCAAAGGAUUGGAAUGGAUUUAUUGAUAGCAUGCCAACAAGAUUGCAGGAAGUAAAGAAAAGGCAUGGACUUAUAACUCAAUAUUAA